Molecule: messenger RNA, 300 nt
Organism: Letharia columbiana
Lineage: Eukaryota; Fungi; Ascomycota; Lecanoromycetes; Lecanorales; Parmeliaceae
Exons: 2
Coding region: 1-300 (99 amino acids)
Source: RefSeq, a predicted model, not a curated record
AUGUCUUCCACAGGAGCAUCUGAUUCUGGCUCGAAUCCUUCGAUGCUACACGGCCAUGCAGCUUACGUCGCUGCUGCCGCGAAGGAGACCAUCGGAUCAUAUACCUCUGCCGACAUGCACAGUGCAGGCAGCGCUGAUAAGCAAGCUGCGGUCGAUGAGAUGCGUGCUGCGAAGCAGGCUAGUGACGCUCAAGGUGAGGAGAUAAGCAAGAACCAGACACUUGGCAAGGUAGAGCAGAGUCUGGGGAGUGCCACUGGUUGCGAAGGCAUGGAAGAAGAAGGCGGGAAGCGUCAAAGUUGA